UCUCCCGGGCUGAUUCUCAUGCCGCUUUCCUGACAAACGCGCGUUUAUUGACAUCAGUAAAGGUAACAGAAAAAGGAUGGGGACAUGACAGACAGAGGGACGGACGGACAGACGGUUGCGCACUGACGCGCGUUUAAUUCAGCGCGGAUCUCUAAACGCGCCGACUAUUCGGGACACCAGUGAUUGAGACGCAGAAGAAGAAGAAAGAAGAAAAAAAAAACACCGGGCAUCAGACAUUUCACGUGCGGCUGAAAUCUCUUCCCAGCCUCUGUGACCCCAACAGAGCAGAACACUUUAACACAGGAUGGGGGGAGUCAGUGAAGGAGAGGAUGUUUUAGCCAGAUGGAGUGACGGUCUUUUGUACCUUGGCAAUGUCAAACGAGUCGAUAGUGUCAAGCAGUGCUGUUUGAUCCGGUUUGAGGAUAAUUCUGAAUUCUGGGUGCUCAGGAAAGAUAUCCACUCAUUCUCUUCAGGAGGAGAGGAGGUGUGCUGUAUCUGCGAUGCUCCGCCUCUUAAAGAACCUCUCAUAAACUGCCUCAAAUGUCGCCACGGUUAUCAUCCAGAGUGCCAUACCCCGCCCAUUGAACCUGAAGUUGACCCAAACAGCUGGAUAUGUCGCCAAUGUGUCUUCGCAGUAGCAACAAAGAGAGGGGGAGCAUUAAAAAGAGGACGCUUUGCACGACUCAUGCAGAUCAUGAAAAUGAGGCUACCCUAUCAGCUGUCAUCUUUAGACUGGGACGCGCAGCAUUUGACCAACCAGCAACAGUGUUACUGUUAUUGUGCUGGUCCAGGAGAGUGGAAUCUAAAGAUGUUGCAAUGUGGGAGUUGCGGUCAGUGGUUCCAUGAAGCGUGCACUCAGUGCCUGACCAAACCUCUUCUCUAUGGAGACCGCUUUUAUCAGUUCCAGUGCUCAGUGUGCACAAACGGUCCAGAGACCAUCCAGAGGCUUCCAAUGACCUGGGUAGAUUUGGCCCAUUUGGUGCUGUAUCAUCUCUCCCUUUGCUGCAAGAGGAAGUAUUUUGAUUUUGAUCAUGAAAUCAUGUCCUUUGCCAAUGAGAACUGGGAUUCUUUGCUUCUUGGCAUGCUGUCAGACACACCGAGGCAAGACCGUUGCCAAAACCUGCUCAAUGCUUUAAAUUCCCACAAAGACAGGUUUGUCUCGGGCAAAGAAAUAAAGAAAAAGAAGUGUCUCUUCGGCCUUCAAGUACGGGCUCCUCCCCCUCUGUCAUCUGACACAUCCCCUUUCAUCGCUGAACAGCCAGUCAACAUUGCCCACAGGAGAAGCCCAAUGUCACUGUCCUGCCAACGGAGAGCCAUGGGUCCAGAGUCCCGUAAAUCAAAGCGUCGGGUCAUCGAGACACAGACUUGUCCAGCGGGAGUUGCGACAAACGCUAUUGAUCUGGUGCCAUGUUGCCAUGGUUAUGUAGAUGGGACAAGCCUGUAUAACCACAGAAAACCAGAGGAAGAGAUGAGCCUGGGUUCUCCUCCCAAGAGAAUGUUUGCCCUCUAUCAUCCUUCAUACAGUGGAUCUCAGGACCUGUCUAGAACGCUGCAUUAUUACAGUGCAGAGGACCCUUGUCGACUUCCAGCCCCCUGCCUUCCAUACUCGCUGUCCUCUGCUCAUCCUCCAGGGCAGCGGUUUGAAAACUGCUCCUCUCACUUCCUGCGUGACGUACCACCCUACUCCAGCAUAGUAGGCAUGGGGGAACCCACGGCAACGGGAUGGGGAGGAGGGGACGCCGUCAGGAUCCUGGCCAGACGUAUAACAGCCGACGGAAAAGUCCAGUAUCUAGUGGAGUGGGGAAAUGUGUACUGAGAGAGAGAGAGAGAGAGAGAGAGAGAGAGGAGCAGAGAAUAUUUGUGGAAGUGAGAGAGGUUUUAAAAAGAGACGUACAAAGAGGAAAGGGCCAGAGACUUCAGGAUGCAUCAUUAGGGUUUGCAUGGUUACGAGAAGAGGUGUGAAAGCAUCACUGAGCAGGUGUGGGUGUUCUGCGGUCGUUUCAAGAGCAACAGCAGAAGGAAACAACAUCAAGUGAAUCCAGGUUAAGCUACACAGCAGCUUUACUCUGAGAUUAAUCUGUUAUAAAACUCCUUUUUACUUUGAAAGUGUCUCCUAUAUUUUGAAUACUGUUAGAAAAUGCCUUUAGAAUGACUUGAACUUAUGAUCAUGAUUUGUAAUGCAUAAGCUGUUCAUUGCCAUCACACGUUCAUGUACUACUCAAACACUACAAAAAAUACACGGCAAAAAAGCAUUUGCUUAGUUUUUUGUAUCAUUUACCAGUAAAAAUAUUUAAACAUAAUUUAAACAAGAGACAUUUACUUAAAAAGGAAAAUCACAGAAGAUAUUAAGCCUUGUUU
This is a messenger RNA of Xyrauchen texanus (razorback sucker), 2358 nucleotides long. RefSeq names its product PHD finger protein 1 (gene phf1). The transcript has 15 exons. Gene Ontology annotation, cellular component: nucleus. The coding region runs from base 305 to 1816 and encodes 503 amino acids. Gene Ontology annotation, biological process: regulation of DNA-templated transcription; chromatin organization. Gene Ontology annotation, molecular function: DNA binding; chromatin binding. The record is from RefSeq and is a predicted model, not a curated record. Lineage: Eukaryota; Metazoa; Chordata; Actinopteri; Cypriniformes; Catostomidae.